AGAACAGGUUACUUGUUUCUCUCGCGAGAUCUGGCAACGGUGAACGGUCCGUCUGCAAUUUACUUCCGUCUAAAGAUGGCGGAGUAUGCAAACAUCGUCCGAAGGGCUUUGGGACAAAUAGGAGGUCAUGGUGGAAUACGAGGCUUAUUACUUCAGCUGUUCAGAGUAAAUGAUGUGAAAACGGGUAAUUUGAUCGGUGUGGACAAGUAUGGAAACAAAUACUACGAGGACAGGCAGAACUACUUUUUUGGACGUCAUCGUUGGGUGAUCUACACCACAGAGAUGAACGGGAAGAAGACACUGUGGGAGGUGGACGGCAGCAUGGUGCCAGCUGAAUGGCACCGCUGGCUGCACUGUAUGACAGACGAUCCUCCCACAACCCACCCUCCCGAGCCCAAAAAGUUUCUGGCUGAGGUGCACCAGUUUAACGUGAGCGGCUCGUCGCAGCAGUAUGUGCCCUACCCCACCACCCGCAAGAAGAUCCACGAGUGGGUUCCCCCUAAGGCCGGAGCCCCGUGAACUCUGAACACUUGUUUCAUGUUCCAUGCUGUAAAUUAUGGUUUCUUGGCUGCACCCUACAUGUCCUCAAUAAAUUCUCUAUCCAGA
Molecule: messenger RNA, 606 nt
Organism: Menidia menidia (Atlantic silverside)
Lineage: Eukaryota; Metazoa; Chordata; Actinopteri; Atheriniformes; Atherinopsidae
Source: the annotation of a GenBank genome assembly